UUGCAGGUGUCAAAGACUGCUCGGUUUGAUUUCGGAGGGCACUUGUUGAGUCCAAAUUCAGUGAUUCCGGUUUAUCAGGGUUUGCACCAUCAUGGCGAAGAGCCAGCAUUAGCGGGUUACACGACGGAUGAGCUGAUGCUGAUGUGUCGUUCUGAGAACGUAGGUCAACGAACCAUAGCUUGCAAUACUCUUGCGAAAAUACUCACUUUGGCAAAAUUGGGAAUUUACGACAGUUGUUUCGAUAUGCCAUUAAUCCAGUCGCUUAUCAACAGCUCUAUAAUACCGUUAAUUCGAGUUGGACUGGACGAUCAUUCGGUAUCCGUGCUUAUAAGUAACACCAUAUUGUUGGAGUCGUUGCUGCACUCUUCGCUUGACGAGAUAAGUUGUGAUCGCGUGGCUGAAUGGUGGGGCGGUAUUUUGCAACCUUCGUUAACGCCGUCGGUGCUUGCAGAAAAUGUUCAAGUGGCAAUGGACGAUGACGCCCUGGCUAAAGUCGACGUUGUAAAGGUUCGUUGUUUUCAUCUAUUCGUUCAUUCGGCUUCAACUUGCUCCUGAAA
Molecule: messenger RNA, 557 nt
Organism: Soboliphyme baturini
Lineage: Eukaryota; Metazoa; Nematoda; Enoplea; Dioctophymatida; Soboliphymatidae
Source: the annotation of a GenBank genome assembly